UUGAGAUAAAUAUUUGUUUUAUUGACAUAAAAUUGUAUCUAAAUACAAAGUUGUAUUAUUUAAAUGCUAGUUAGAAUCGUUGACUGAAACUUCAUUAAAGAAUUUUAGUAUUUUAAUUCUGAUUUACACUGCAACAAACGAAAAACGAUGGGCAUGUCGCGUUGCUACGCCCUCAUGAAAUGUUUGCUGAUACUGUUCAACAUUAUUUUCUUGGUUGUUGGUCUAGGAGCAUGCGCCUUCUCGGGCUGGGCGUUAUGGGAGGGUGCAGGCGGUGUAGGCGCUGGAAGAGCGGGUCUUAGUUGCGUAGCUGUCUGGGGCGCAGUACUAGCCUUGGGCGCCGUCGGGACUCUCCGAGGCGUCUGCGGUGCAGGGCAUGCUGCAGCGUUACGCGGAGGCUUAGCACUGCUGGCGCUGGCUUGUGCAGCAGAAGCAGCAGCUGCAGCCUGGGGUGCUGCUCAUGCACCACAGCUGAGACAGGCACUCCGUGAUAGACUACGAGACACAAUAACCCAUGAUUAUGGGCUUGUGCAUUCGCAUACGCAUAUGCUUGAUGUUAUACAGCAUGAGUUACAAUGUUGCGGUGCUGAGAGUGUUCGUGACUGGCAGGAAGCUGCGUGGGCUGGCGGCGAUGUCGCUGAGCCUUCACCACGAGGCUCCCUUGACUUGUCAGUCAGUGCUCCAGCCUCUUACUAUUGGGUACCCACUUCCUGCUGUGCGACUGAUGACCCAUUCGAGUGUGAGACAUCUCGUCGUAUCGCGACAGCAUCGCGCGGGUCACCCGGACUGUAUACUGUAGCAUGCGCGCCGCGUGUGCUUGCCGAGCUUGCUCGUGUGGCGCGCGCACCGCUGGGUAUAGCGGCCGCGCUGCUUGCCGCGCAUGUGCUUGCGUUAUUGCUCGCGCUCGCUAUCGCAGCACGACCUCAACAUGACACCAGGUACAAGGCAUAAGAUUAAAUAGGGGAAUUAAAGAUAUUAUAUUUAUUCACUAAAUCCAAUAGUUUUUCAUAAAAUCUCCUGGAUUUUUUUUAAUUUCUUAAAAAAGAUAUCUUUUGUCAUGAAAAUUACAUCUAAUUUUAACAAUAUGUUGAUUUAAUUAUGUGAUUAUGUUAUACAUACAAACAAAUAAUUGUUUUUUUCUUGUAUUUCAUCCAAAGCCAAGUUUUUAGUCGCAUAUAUUUAGUACAGUUAAAUGUGUUCAAAUGAUUUAACACUUUCAAUGCUACCGACUACCCCAGCGAGUACAUUUUAUUACAUGAAAAAUUAUAGUGGCAUUGAAUGUGUUAAUCUAAUAAUAUAGCUUAUUGUAAUAGGUUAAGGGCCUUUUCAAACAUGUUACUGUGUAUUUCCACUGGCGAGAUAUUUUUUUUAAUUCUUUAAACAGUGGAAAUUAAUUUACUAAUAUACAUAGCAGAUUUGAUAAUGUUGUUACUCAGUUUUUUUUUUGUAUUUUGCAUUUUAUUUUUUUAUUUUUAGGGCAUUUUGGCUCUGAUACGCUAUAAUUAUUUCCUUUUAGUCACAUUCCGUAUGUCCGAAUGUUGUCAGACUGAUUUUACGUUGAUCUUUAUCUAUACAAGACUGAUUUUAUUCGACCAGCCAUAUCUGACUGAAACUAAACCAAAAUAUUACUACAAUAGUUUAGAAUAAGUUAACUAAUAUCCACUUUAUAAAUCAAUUACAAUGAAAAAGGAUUGGAAUCUUAUGAAUUAAGUUUUUUUUUAAUUUAUUAUUAUCAAUAAUAAAAAACUAACUAAAAAUAUAAUGCAUCACCCUGUAUUUGAAAGUCGAAACAAAAAAACAUGUAACUCUCUUUCGGAAUAAAUUAAAAAAUGUCACAUUCAUGCCAUCUCUUUCUAACCUUAUUAAAUUAGAAAGAGAUGGAUAGAUUUACACCCAGUCAGAAAGAGAAGCUAUUCCAUGUUACAUGUUUAUGGAAAUUAAUAAUUUUGAAUAAUAACAGACUAAC
Messenger RNA from Papilio xuthus (Asian swallowtail), 1963 nucleotides. RefSeq names its product CD151 antigen. The record is from RefSeq and is a predicted model, not a curated record. Bases 148 to 948 code for a protein of 266 amino acids. The transcript has 4 exons. NCBI's taxonomy places the organism in Eukaryota, Metazoa, Arthropoda, Insecta, Lepidoptera, Papilionidae. Gene Ontology annotation, cellular component: plasma membrane.